Molecule: messenger RNA, 930 nt
Organism: Leptonychotes weddellii (Weddell seal)
Lineage: Eukaryota; Metazoa; Chordata; Mammalia; Carnivora; Phocidae
Source: RefSeq, a predicted model, not a curated record
AUCAUGGCACCUGCAUUACUGAUUCUGUUGUGGGCUAUGGUGAUACCGAGAGCAGACUUACUUCCUGAUAAAAAAUCUUUACUUCUCCCACCUGUCAACUUCACCAUCAAAGUUACUGGUCUAGCCCAAGUUCUUUUACGCUGGGAACCAAAUCCUGAUCAAGAGCCAAAGGAUGUCGAGCUAGGGUAUCACGUGAGAAUAAACGCUCCACAAGAAGAUGAUUAUGAAACCAGAAACACUGAAAGCAAAUGCGUCACCAUUCUUCAUCAAGGUUUUUCAGCAAGUGUGCAGACCAUCCCAUGGAAUGGCCACUCCCUGCUGGCAAGCAACUGGGUUUCUGCUGAGCUUAAAGCCCCACCGGAUCGAGUUAAUCCUCCAGUGAAUGUCACAGCAGAGAUUGAAGGAACCCGUCUUUCUAUUCAGUGGGAGAAACCCAUUUCUGCUUUUCCAAAUCAUUGCUUUGAAUAUGAAGUGAAGAUUUACAACACAAGGAAAAAUUAUUUUCAGACAGAAAAAAUGACGACGAAUACAUUCAUCUCGAUAAUUGAUGAUAUUUCUAAGUAUUCCGUUCAAGUGAGAGCAGCAGUGAGUUCUGUGUGCAGACAGAUGGGGUUUUGGAGUGAGUGGAGCCAACCUGUAUAUGUGGGAAAUGAUGAUCAGAAGCCCUCCACAGAAUGGUUUCUCAUCGUGCUUAUGGCAACCAUCUGCUUCAUCGUGUUAAUUUUCACCCUCAUCUGUAAAAUAGGUCACUUAUGGACCAGGCUGUUUCCACCAGUUCCGGCACCAAAAAAUAGUAUUAAAGAUUUCUUUCUAAUAGUCAGCCCGGAGAGCCACGGGACACUUGAUUCUUACAAAAACUGUAAGCACAUCUGGUAUUGUUAUUACAUUAUUAAACAGAUGAGGAAAUUAGGGCCCAGAGAAGUAAGAUAA